Messenger RNA from Cuscuta campestris, 1373 nucleotides. NCBI's taxonomy places the organism in Eukaryota, Viridiplantae, Streptophyta, Magnoliopsida, Solanales, Convolvulaceae. The record is from the annotation of a GenBank genome assembly.
UUAGCCAUAUCCGUGGUUAACUCGACCAUGGUUAAGUCAGUUGAAGACGAAGUGUUAUAAAUUGAAGUUACAAUUUGUGAGCUUUUUCUCAACCCCUUUAUAUCCCAAUCUCUCUCAGCUGGUUGGUUGUCUCAAGAUCAAAUAAAUAAUUAAUCCCUUUAAAUUAAUUCAUAUUGAAAUUAUAUUAUCCCGUAAUUUUGUUAAUGAUUUUGAUUAGGCGCGGUUAAUACUUAAAUUAAUUAAUUGGCGGAGGUUAAUUUUAUAAAUGUAGCAGGGGAAAACAGGGGGGGGGGAAAGAUGGCGACGGCGAACGACGGUGAUUUCAGCUUCGCCGCCGGGGGAAAAGGGCGGAACGGGCUGGCGAAGAUACAGACGCAGAAGACGAGGAAUAAGGAGGAUGGGAUGUGCCACGACGACAGUGCGCCGCCGGUGAAGGCAAAGACGGUGGAGGAGUUGCAUUCGCUUCAGAAGAAGAAAUCGGCUCCCACCACGCCGCUCACGGCGGCUAACACCCCCUUCUCCGCCGCCCUCUCCGAGGAAGAGCGCCACAAACUGCAGCUCCACUCCAUAAGUGCAUCAUUGGCAUCGCUAACGAGAGAGACGGGCCCAAAUGUAGUCAAAGGAGAUCCAUCGAGGACAACACCGGAGACGCCACGUGUGUCACAUGACUCGCACGUGACUCACCACCACCACCACUACUGCGAACCAACAUUCAACACUAGUGAUAGUGCCCUCAAGUUUACGCACAUCCUCUACAAUCUUUCACCCGCCGAGCUCUAUGAGCAAGCCUUGAAGUACGAGAAAGGUUCAUUCCUCACGGCGAGUGGUGCAUUGGCUACACUGUCUGGAGCCAAAACGGGCCGUUCCCCAAGGGACAAGCGUGUUGUCAAAGACGAGGCAACCGGCGAUCUUUGGUGGGGAAAGUAAGUCGAGUCUCAUUUUUUUCGUCUUCUUAAUUGAUUUCGUGACAAUUUGAAAAUAUUCGUCGUUGAAGGUGAUGAUAAUGUUUUUUUCUCUAUGUAUAGGGAAUGUAUGUUUUGUCUAACUAUUUUCUAUAUAGGGGAUCGCCCAAUAUCGAAAUGGACGAGCAUACUUUCUUGGUCAACAGGGAAAGAGCUGUGGAUUAUCUCUGCUCUUUAGAAAAAGUUUUUGUGAAUGAUCAAUUUCUAAACUGGGAUCUGAACAACCGAAUCAAAGUUCGAAUCGUAUCCGCAAGAGCAUAUCACUCCUUAUUCAUGCACAACAUGUAAGGAUUGGCUUGAUCAAGAAUUUUUCAACUUCUUAAAUUUUUGGUUUAAAAUACUCCCUUUAUCACAUUAUAUUCGUCUAGUUUGACUUUUUUCAUUGAAAAUCAACAAACUUAUUCAACAAUG